GGACACAGAGCAGCAGCAGAAUAAGCAGAAGAGGACGACCAUCGCCCGCCCACUACUCGCUUCGUCGUCGUCGACAAGGAGCGUUAGGAAGAACAGCCAAGAUGCUGCUGCCACGUCAGCCGCUGGAGCGGAAGCUAUGGCGGCAGCUGACGUGGACUUCGCGGAAGAUACGGCGUCGGUCCGGCGAUUACCCGCUUCCACGUCAGCUGCAUCGGCAGGAGCGGCCAUGUCGGCUGGGACGUCAUCUGUCCCGAUCAGGCCGCAGUACCGGCUGCGGAGUGCAGACAAGUUGGUCGGGGUCGGGACGGCGCAGCAAGUGGAAGAAGAAGAACAGAAGGGGCUCGUCGACGGCAACGUGAAGGAAAGUGGAAGGGCGGGGGAAGAUGGGGGAGCCGCGUGGGGGGAGAACGCGCCUGUGGGGAGGGGGAAGGGGGAAGGCGGGGGUAGAUUACGCGGCCAGGGGACCGGGAUAGGGGGAGGGGGAGGGGAAGGGCGGGGGGCGGAGCAGGAGCAGGAGCAGGAGCAGGAGCAUGUCCCGCCUCCUCCCGAUCUCCCGCUUCCUCCUGGAAGCCAGAGACACAAGGCCAGACGAGAGAGGGUCAUUAAGAAGGAGAGUGCGCUUCAAGCUUCUGGCGAUGGCGGUCACGGCGGGCAUCCUGGUGCAACGGAGAGAGAGGGGGCGGUGUCGGGAUCGGGAUCGGGAACGACCAGCAGAAGGGGGAGGACGUGCAAAGGGGCAGGGGCAGAAGAUGGAAGGAGGACGAUGCCGUCGCCAUCGCCGACAGACCGAGAGCCAAGCAAAACCCAGCGUGUAUCGAUAGCUCGGCGCGCUCUGAGCACGAAGAGAGGAGGCUCCCCGUGGAUGGAUAGCUCGGCGCGCUCUGAGCGCGGGAAGAGGGUUCGCGAGGAUGAUCCCUAUGCAGGUGCGCUGAGGAAAGCUGAUGAUGAUGAUCCCGAUCCCAACAGGGACGACGAUGGAGAAGAAGAAGAGACCGGCGAAGACGCGGUCGGCGAAGACGAAGAGAGCAGCAGCAGUAGCGAUGGCAGUUGUGAUAACGAUCACGAAGGGGAUCACAUUGAGCACGAGGAGGAGGAGGAGGAGGAGGAAGAGGAGGAGGAAGGUAUCAGUAGAAAGUUUCUCAAGGGCCGUCCAAUGACUGCUGUCGUUCAAGACGACGACGACGAAGAAGAAGAAGAAGAGGAGGAGGAGGAAGAAGAGGAGGAGGAGGAGGAGGAAGAAGAGGAGGAGGAGGAGGAAGAAGAGGAGGAGGAAGAGGAGGAGGAGGAGGAGGAAGAAAGGGUACCUAUCCUUGCCGAGGCCGUGAUGUCUAUCGAUGGCCUGGAUGUGAGUCCAAACGGCUAUGGCGGACGCGCAGCAUCGGACGCAUAUGGCUAUGGCGGACGUGGAGGAAGAAGACGAAGGUAUGGAUGGUCUGUGAAGAAGAAGGAAGAUGGUUGGCUUGAGGACAAUCCGUUCGAGGACGCGGCGCAGGAUUUUGCUCGCGCAUUACGCACGGUCGGGUUAACUUCUGGAGUAGGAGGAGUAGGAGCAGCAGCAGGAGGAGGAGGAGGAGGAGGAGGAGGAAGUGAUACUGCUGCUAAGCUGGGUGGCAAGCAAUGCAGACGACGACGAGGAGGAGGAGGAGGAGGAGGAGGAGGAGGAGGAGGAGGAGGAGGAGGAGGUGAACGUGCUGCUGCCGAUGUUACGUUCGCUGGCGAAGCAGCUGUAGAUGUUGACGUCAGCGGCGGUGUAGAUGGCGAUGGCCUUGUGCAGAGGGUUUUGUCUGACGAGAUGCUUCUCGGUUGUCUUCCAAGGCGUAGAGGUGCUGGCUAUGGCGGACCAACCGCCAUAGCUAUGGCAAUUGUACAAGAAGAGGACCCGUUGCAAAAGGUCCCCGAGCCGAGCCAAGUUGUAGACAUGGUGGCACAUCAAAUCUGCAAAGAGGACGAUCUCCAAAGUGUAAGCGAAGCUUGUGGAUGGCUUGUCACUCCGGAGAAGAAGAAAGAUAAUAAUCAACAUAAUUAUAGUACUCAGAAUAAGAAAAGCAGUUGUAGUUCUUCACCCGUGGCAACUGUGAGUGCGGCGGCCGUAAGAGAUGACCCGCGCAGAAGUAGAAGUAGCGGGUGUGGUGGUCGUGCUGGAGGCAUCGAAGCUCGUAGCGAUGGCGGCACCGUUGUUGAUGGUGAUCAUGAUCGUGUUAGAGCCAAAGACAAGCGGCUUCCAGAAGAAUCAGCUGCGCUGCAAGAGCCUUUCAACGCUCCAGGAGGGAAUGAGCAGUCGAACAGUUGUUGUGGAGGCAUCGAAGCUCGUAGCGAUGGCGGCACCGUUGUUGAUGGUGAUCGUGUUAAAGGCAAAGACAAGGGACUUCCAGAAGAAUCAGCUGCGUUUCCAGAGCUGCGUAGCGAUGGCCGACUCGUUUUCAACGCUCCAGGAGGGAAUGAGCAGUCCAACGAUGGCGGACUCGUUGAUGGUCGUGAUGGCGGUUUCGGUGGUCGUGAUGGCGUUGAAGAUUCCAAGCUGCGUAGCGAUGGCGGACUCGUUGAUGGGAAUGGUGGUGAUGGCGAUGGGGUGGGUAAGGGCAGGGAGCCUGCAGACGAGCCAAUGGUUCUGAACGAGGUAGCAGCAGAUGCUCAGCAUCCGUGUAGUCGAGAUUGUAUGCCACGUGGAGGCGGUUUUGAGCUCCGUAGCGAUGGUGGUGGUUGUGUUGGUGAUGAUGAUGAUGAUGAAGGUGAUGGCGAUGGUCGAGGUAUUCAUAAGGGAUCUGAAAAACGGUCAGCGGAAGAUUAUACGCAGCAGGUGGGAAAGUUUUUUUGCAAGGUGACUACCGAUCCCCCUGCUCCGUCGUCUUCGCUGGCAGCCAUAGCUGCAGCUUCACCGGCGGUCAUAGCUGCAGUGGUGGAUGUGCACUCUCUUCAACGCCAUCUUACGGUUGCUAUUGAGAACAGACGGGAGAGUCUAGGGGAGGAUAACGGAGAGGAUAACGGAGACAACAAGGGGGCAGAAGAGAGUAAACGGAAAAAUGGAGUGCAGGCUGCGGGUGGCAAACUGUGCAAUGACGGCGGAAAGGAUGUCGUAAGGGAGAGAGAAAGACGAGCUGUCGUGACACCCACCCGUUGUGGUGGGGAGGAAACAGUAGAACGACCGGUCACGGUCCCCACCCUUUCUGAGGAGGAAACGGAAACAGUAGAACGACCGGUCACGGUCCCCACCCUUUCUGAGGAGGACACGGAAACAGUAGAACGACCGGUCGCAGCGGCCCCGCCUUUGAGGACAGGGGGUUCCUCCCGGGCGUGUCAUGGGAGAAAGAAGCUAGAGGAUAACGUGGAUGGAUAUGGCGGUACUCAGUCGGUCAAGGGGGACACGUGGACACGACGUGGAGAAGACGAGAGCAUUCCCGCGAAAAAUGAAGUUCCCGCGCAGAACGAAGCGGAGGAAAUGAGAGAGGAGAGGAGGAGGAGAACGAGCAGGAGGACGGAGAGAGAGAGCGUAUCCCUACUCUCUCGGAGGGGCGGCUGCCACGUACGCAAAACGAUGGGCAGAGAGCAGGCAGCGUUGGGUGCGGAAGGAGAGGGAGAGGGAGGAAGGGAGCUGGGUGAGGAGGAGGAGAAGAUAGGGGAGAAUGCAGAGAAGAACAAGGAGGAGCGUGGGGUUGCGAGCCCUUCUGUUGCCGCGAGGGCGUCGUGCUUGGCGGACACGUGUACACCUACCUCUGCACCUACGACACGCACUGCUGCAGCAGCUAAGAACAGGAGGCAAACAGAUAAGACCGAGGAGGAGGAGGAGGAGGAGGAGGCGACUGCUUCUCCCAAGGAGGAUUCUACUCAUGCUCGCGCCGUGCUGAACAUCACGGCCAGCGACGCGUGUACACCACCCUCCUCUGCAGCAGCUAAGGAAAGCCUCCUCCCUGCUCCACGUUGUGAGAUUACUGCUUCUCCUACGUACUCACUCUACGAGCUCGGACUGUCUGAUGAUCACUACGCUGCUCGCCUUUUGGCGAACCGUCCUCAUGAUCCCAAUCCCGAUCCCGAUCCCGAUCGCAAGCCCUACUCCCGAUCACCACUUCCCGGUAGGAGAAGUGGGAGAAGGAGGCUCGUUCUGAAGAAGAAGCUAGAAGGCUUGCUUGAUGCAGCCGCCCCUCCUCCUGAUGGCGCCGCGAGCUUACUUCGUUGUGGCGAUCGGGUGUCGUCGAUGUCCUGCUCCACGGAGCCGUCAGUCUUAGCAGCGGCUGCAGGAGGUGUUGUCGUCAACAACGACGAAGAGGCUGUAACCGACCCAGGAACAGGAACGGGUAGGGGAGAUGUAGGUGGAACAGGAACGCUGGUGGCAGGACCAGCGCGCUCUCCUGGUGCGGUCCCAAGGUCGGUGGGAGGCACGGAGACAGAAACGGGAUCGGGAUUGGGAUCGGGAACGGGGAUGGAAGCAGGAUCAGGAACGAAAUCAGGAACGCAAACGGACAGGGCAACGGAGAAGGGAACGAAGCGAGAGAGAGAAACCGUGGGAGCGGGAAGGAGACCAGGAACAGAAACACGAACGAAACGAGGAAGAGAAAUGGCCGGAGCGGCAGCAAAACAUGGAACGCAAAUAAUGGACACAGGAACAGAAACGGACACAAGAACAGGAACAGGAUCAGGAACAGGAACAGGAACAGGAGCGAAGAGAGGGAGAGCAACGAGGGCGGAAGCGGGACCCAAAUAUGGAGCGCAAAAGACAGGAACAGAAACAGGAAACACGGCAAUAAGAACAGGAACGGCAACAGGAACAGGAAUGAGGAGAGGGAGAGGAACAAGGGAGGAUACGGGACCCAAAGCCGGAACGCAAACGGACACAGGAACAGAAACAGGCGCGAAGGGAGGGAGAGGGACGGAACCAGGAUCGGGAACGAAACCAGGAAAACGAACGGACGCAGGAAGAGGGAUCACAGGAACGGGACCAGGUACAGAUCCACGAACGGGACCAAGUACAAAUACAGGAACGCACGCAGGAACAGAAACAGGAGCGAAGGGAGGGAGAGGAACGGAACCAGGAUCGGGAACGAAACCAGGAAUGCAAACGGACACAGGAACAGAAGCAGGGAUCGCAGGAACUGUACCAGGAACUGUACCAGGAACUGUACCAGGAACUGGACCAGGAACAGAUCCAGGAACAGCAGCAAGAGCAAGGCUAUCAGGAUCAGCUGUUCUUACGAGCGAAUUGGUGACGGGAGAAGAAAAGGGACCAGGAACAGAACCGAAACCAGGAACGGAAACGGGACCAGGAACAGAAACGAUGGGACCAGGAACAGCAAUGGACGCUAGAGGGACGACUUCAAGGGCAUGGUCGUCACCAAAACGUCGUUCUCCGGCGAAGAGGAGACUUGCAACAUUGAAGUCGAUAGCCGCCAUUGUCACGGAGAGCGUGGAGGGGGGAGGGAUGGGGGGGGAGGUGGUCGGAAGCGGCGAAGCAGGAGGAGAACUUGAGGGCCGGCGCCGCGCGCGGGCGGGGGCAAUCAAGGGGAGGCGGGGGGGGGGKGGCGCUCGUGCGGCGCAUGGUGCGCGAGGGGAGCCGCCUACAGACGGCGGAGGCCCUCUUCGCAGUGAGGACCUGCCAGAGGAAUCGUCGGAACGAGGAAGGAGGGGUCCGCUCGGCGCGCUUUCGGUGAAGAGAGCUGGAUCUUCGCCACGUUUGCCGAGAGCCGGCAAAAACGUUGACGACGCAGUUAACGAACAACAGCAGCAGCAGCAGCAGGAGGAGGAGGAGGAGGAGGAGGAGGAGGAGGAGGAGAAGGAAAGCGGCUGCAUGGGCGCCGUCUAUCUGCAGGGGGAGGAAGCGAGGGGUGGGAGAGAGAGGCUGAUCUUAUUAGAGGGUAAUGAGCUGGAAAAGCAGGGCUCGGUUGUCAUAGCCGCGUUGUUAGUGAAGAGCGAUAAGCGGAGAAAAAGGAAAAGAGUGGAUGGAGGGAGAGAGGGGAAGGAUGUUGGGGGUAGUGGAGGCUAUGGCGGGAAAGGUAGUGUCGCCGCUGCUGGAGGUGGUGGUGUCAAUCAAGGAAGGAGCCCGAAACAACUACCGCGAAGAGAAGAAAUAGUCGAUGCUGCGCGUCGAAAUGAGGAGGAUGAGCAGGGUGGGGGGAAGGUCUCGUCGGCAAGGCAAGUGCUGCAGUCGAGAUCGAGAUAUGGUGGAAAAGCUGGGAGAGGAGGAAGAAAUCUUCUCCUCCUCCCUUGUCCGACCAGCGAAGCGAGCUCUCGAGGAGGAGAACGACCACCUCCUCCUCCUCCUCCUCCUUCUCCUCUUGAAGCCGCUGCCUUUGCUCGACGACAGCGAGCCGACGAUGGACCACCCCCUCCCUCUCCCAUGCCCAUGCAGCCUCCUCCAUCCCCGAGGUCGUCGAUCCAGGUUCUUCCACGGUUGUCACUCGAAGCACGAGGUUAUGGAGGAAAAAGGUCGAUGGCAGAAAGAAGGGCAGGGGAGAUGAAUCGAGGCGCAGAUGGUGAUUGCAUGCGAUCGGCUAGGGAGCAGAAUGAUGAAGAAGGUAAGGGGCGCGAAGCUCGAUCAGUAGACGAAGAAAGGGCGGGAAAGCUGCUAGACAAGGACAAGCGGAAGGAAGGAGGGGGCAGCAGCAGGACUGCUGGACACGUGUUCACCGAUCGUAAUGGCAAAUCAGGAGGAGUAGGUGAGGGAGGAGGAGGAGGAAGGGAACUAGGAUCACGAAGAGAUGGUGAUGAUGUCAGUCUGAAGGCCACACUGGGCCCGAGAGCCCACGGCGUCGGCGAUCUCGGUGAUGAUGAUGAUGACGACGAAGAGGAAGGGGACGGCGGUUAUCUUCCUCGCAUGCGCUCGUUGGCGCCAAUCGCUCUGCAGCAAGCGCGCGUAGAAGAAGAAGAAGAAGAAGAUAUGGCGGGAAAAAACGAGCCCGGCACGCGGCGGGUAUUGCUACCAGGCAAGAAGGCGGGAACGAUAUCCCGACCCCGACCUGCUGCUGACGUGGUGGGAGCCGGUGGGCCAUCUUCCCCGCCUGCUAGGAAGAAGAAAGGCACUGCUGAGUUGGCCAAGCUUAUGCGGCGGCAGCAGAUGGACGAUCGGCAGAGCAAGCAGCAGAUCGGGAUCCGGAUCGGUACGAGAGGAGGGGGAAUGCGAUCCACUCCCCGCGGCUCGAAGUCCAGUCCCGGCUCGAAAUCAGAUCCUCCUACAGCCCCGGCGCCAUCCCCGCCGCUGCAGCGGCAGCAGAAGCAGCGGUCGGGAUCGGGAGUGAAGCGCGGCGGCGGGAGCUUACUCCGCUUCCAUGAUGACGAUGAUGACCCCCCCCGCGACCGUUUUCUCGAUCAUCGGGUUAACGAAAACGAGGGCGACUGGAAAACGAAGAAGGAGAAGAAGGAGAAGAAGAAGACCUCCCCCGUUUCGGUGGCGAUGGCGAUGGCGAAGGCGAUGGCGGCGACGAGGAAAGACAGCCAGUCGCCAUCGGUGAAGAGGAGAAAGCUGGAAUCCAUAGCCGGCUGCUUGGAAGCUUCGCAAAAGAAGAAGGUCAUGGCAAUCGCGGGGAGCCCUCCGCCCAUGGGAGCGAGGGGGCAUGUGGCUGCCAGCGACGAGGCUUCCCCUGGGCUUGCGCAGGUCUCCCCCGGGCUUGCGCAGGUUUCCCCCGGGCUUGCGCAGGCUGCCCCGAGUCGUCGUCAUCCAUGGCUGCGCUCGAGAAAAGGCGACAACGCCAACGUCGGCGGGGACAGCUGCAGCCAACCUCGGCUCAUGAAGACUGUGGGGGGGGGAAAGGACGCGGAGCCGCUGGGUGCCGUCGGGACAGAGCAAGGUGGGAGAGAGAGAGGGGAGGAGGAGGCUAUGGCCGGCACACAUGAUGCUCUCUUCCGUGGCUAUGCUGCUGGUGAUCCCGAUCCCAGCACGCCGGCCGCCGUCCGUAGCGGGGGAACAACUGACUUCCCGAGCGUUGAUGAGGGGGAGAGAUCCCGAUCACAAACGAUCGAGAAGAUGCAGCAGCAGAGUCAGCGGCGGGGCUCUGGUGAUCGGUAUCCCUAUCCUGUCUCUGCCGCCGACGCGCACGACGACGUAGAGAAGCACGACAGGAUAGUCGAGCGUCCGAGCGCGCGCGAUCGGACAGCCCGCGGCCGUGCGCGGGCUAGGGAUCUCCAGCAGCAGCAGCAGCAGGCGCCAUCCAGAUCGCCGUCCUCAUCUGCACAGGAGCAUCUGCAUCAUCUGCGCCGUCGACGACGGGGAGGCGGAGGAGAGGGGGAGUCCAUGGCGGAGGGGGAUGGGCUGAUGAUGACGGAGGGCGGGGCGGCGGAAUCGCGAGCUGUCGGACCCGCCCCCGCGCGCCAAGCCGAUGAAGAUGAAGAUGAAGAUGUCGGGGGGGGGAAUGUCUUGCGCUGUGCCAGAGAAUCCCCCACUGCGCGCCAAGCCGAUGAAGAUGAGGAUUAUAAGCCCMCCCCCACCGCCGAUGAUUGUAAUCCCACGCCCGCCGUCGAAGAUUACGCCCCCACCAACCCACCCCCCCCUGAAGAGGAUCACCCCAUUAUCAUGGUAAUUAACAAGAGAGUGGGUGACGGAGAGGCGGCAAAGCCAGGUCAUCGGAAGGGUGGCAGCAAUCAUGGCAGGAAAUCCAGCGCAUCCUUACAGAUUGGCAUCCCUCCUCGGAUCCUGACGAACCAACACGUGGCACCCAUCCAGGCCGCCAAGCAACAAGACGAAGAAGAAGGGCAAUCCUCCUUCUCCUCGUCGUCUGACGACGAGGUGGCUGUAAAGUCAGGAGGGAAGCAGAAAGAAAAACAUCAGGUUCGAUAUACACCAGCUGCAAAGCUGCAGCUGCAGCACAAGCAGGAGGAGGGGGAGGAGGGGGAGGAGGAGGAGGAGGAGGAGGAGGAGGUGGCUGUAAAGCAGGAACAAGGACAGGAUGACGGGAAGGCGGUCCUGGAGCAAGACGGCAUCCGAUCAGGGAAAAAGUCAAGAGGGAAGCAGAAAGAAAAACAUCAGGUUCGAUAUACACCCGCUGCAAAGCUGCAGCUGCAGCUGCAGCACAAGGAAGAGGUGGGGAAGGAGGAGGAGGAGGAGGAGGAGGUUUGUGUGCAACGCAAACAGAAUGCAGUUUCGUGUAAGUGGACGGGAGCUGCGGAGGAAGAGGUCUCUUUGCACCGAUCACCGCCGUCGCUAUGGAAAGGGAGAAGCUUCAAAACUGCGGAGGUGGGAUUGGGAGAAUGGAGAGUAAAGGUGGAGAGGUUGAAGAUGAACGAGGACGAGCAUGAAGGAAAGGGAGGAAGGAGACAAGCCCUCCCUGUUGUGGGAACCCAUGAGGAAGAGAGACGGGUUGUCGGCAAUGGGGAGAAGGAGGAUCGUCGGGAUGGUGAUCGCGAUCAUCGGUCGGGAUCGGCAAUGAUGAUGGUUGAGAGGGAGAGAAUGGCGGGUAGGGAGGAAGGCGGCGGCGAAAAGAAGGAAAGGACGAUGACGAUGCGCAGCGCGCUGCUGCUGGGUUCUUCCGUGGUUGCUGCCGCACAAUGCGAAACGCCACGUGGGGAGACAAGGAGGAGGAGGAGGAGGAGGAGGUCCGAGCAGGAGGAGGAGGACGAUCAGCACGAAGCACCGCCGGACGGAGAUGGCGGAGAAGAGUCGAUUGGCAUGAAGACGAUGAAGACGAUGCAAUCCUUUUCCCCCUCUUCUCCUUCUCUUCUUCCUGAUCGAGACAAAGAAAGGGAAGACGACGAACCUGUAAUGGUGAAGGUUGCCUCCUCUACCAUCGACCUUCCCUUGGCAUCUGGUCGUUAUCGAGCUGAGUGUACCGAUCCGACCGAAGACAAGUCGGCCAUCUCGCUUUGCACUAGCAUCCCCGCCAUCGCCGCCUCUUCUCCUGUGAAAGGGAUGGCCAUAGAGGAAGAGCAGAGAGUAAGAAGAGAUGGAAAGAAGGAGGAGGAGGAGGAGGAGAAGGAGAAGGAUCGGAUGAAAGACAAGUCGUCCAUCUCGCUUGGGACAGCCAUAGCCGCCUCGCAUCCUGUGAAAGGGGAGGGGAUGGAGAAAGAGCAGAGGGUGGGGGGAGAAGGGGAGGAGGAGAAGGAGGAGGAGGAGGAGGAGGAGGAAGAAGAAGAAAAGAAAAGAGGGAUUUCUGCUUCGCCUUGUCCUGAUCCGCCUCCAGAAGGCGGCGAUGGAGUCGAACGCGUCAGCGGAUCGAUUCCCGCAUCUGCCGCAUCAGCACCAAGCUCGCUGGCACCGGAAGCACAAUGUAAGGGAGAGACUGAGCAUCCUGCUGGAUGGUCGGGGCAGACACCAGACGCUGCAGAAGCAUGCCAUCCCGAUACCGACUCCCAUGGGGGCCUAGGAGAGUUGAAGACAAAUCUGGAGUCCCGAGACACUGCUGACUCUUCGCGAUCAGUGCAGCCGUCCGAAACACCAGAUUUGAAGUCCCGAUACCGACGUCUCAAUGUUGACCCAUCACCCACAGAUCCCGUCACGGCAGCACUUCACACCGUUGGCUCUUCUGGGUUCAUCCACCCGUCGAAAAGACUGCCUCCUGUCACGGUAGCAGCAGCGUUCGCGGCAGCAGAAGCAGCAGCAGGAGUAGAUGGAGACCACGUGUCGCUAGCUCAGCAGCUAAUGAGAGAUGGCCACGUGCUGAAAGAAGUCGGUGAUGGCGAUCAGGUGGAUAUAAGCGAGCAGCAGUGUCGGCAACUACAGGAGAAAGGGGAGGAGGAGGAGGAGGAGGAGGAGGAGGAGGAGAAGGACGAGGAGGAGGAGGAGGAGGAGAAAGACGAGAGAGAGGAAGGCUGUGGAGGAGAAAUUGGGAAAAAUCUCAGGGAGGGGAAGCUAGCCUCGCAGCGGCAGAGUGCAGCUGCAGUGGAUAGAGCGAAGAAGCGGGGGGGGGGGGGGGGGGGGGGGGGUGGAAGUCAGGCAACUGCAGCGCAAGCUGUUGCGGCGACCAGGCCGGCGGCGGAAGACGCUGCUGCCACCUGCAGUCCCUGCCUUCCUGUAGAUGAUCGUCGGGAUCGGGUCGAUGAUGUCUACGUGGCAGGAAUGGGCGGGGGAAGAGAUGGAAGUAUCUCUGAGUCUUCUGAGAAGGAGACUCCUCCUCGCGGGGCAAGCUCGGCGACAGGAGCUGCAGAAGAAGGAGUCGCCGGCGAUGGCGGCGGUGCUCCGGUGGAAGCAGCAGAGGCGAAGGGCGCAACGACAUGGAAAGAAGAUAGAGUGGGAGGAGGAGGAGGAGGAAGAGGAGGCGGAGGAGCGUCCACUUCGGGAACAACGGCAAAUGAACCCGUGGAGAGCACGCCGAGCUCAGUCUGUCUGCCCGGUCCUGGUCCAUCUUCCACGGACGGUCAGCUCGGUGACCGCCAUCGCCAGCAGCAGGAAGAAGACGAGCUAGUCGCCAGUGACGAAGAGGAAGGAGAAGAGCAAGCCACCGCCUGCUCGAUUUCAACGACAGCUGCGACCGGGGGAUCGGGAUCUGGCUGCGUGGGGAUGGGAGGACGAAGCAUUUCCGCCUUGUCUGCCGGCCACGAUCAAUCGGUUUCCAACGUGGCUACUACGACGCCUCCCGUUUUCCGCCUGUGGGGAAUGGACGUGAGGAUUCAACGACGGGAGGGAGAGGAUGAAGGAGGGGAGAGCCGAGGGGUCAGUGCAGAUUGCGCUUCCCCGCAGAAUCGAGAAGAAGACAUAUCUAUGCCUGCCUUUUCGUGCUGGCAAGCGUCAAGAGAAAAGGGUGAGGAGGUGGAUGGGCAGGGCCGCGAGGCCGUGUGCAUGCCACAAGCCAUCGAGCAGUACGGGACAAGCAGCGCUCAGUCGUUGGAACCAUGGUACGGAUGCAGACGAGGAGGAGGAGGAGGCAAAGGAGAGGGAGGUAAUGGCAAUAGGAAAGGAGGAAUCUGGACAGAAAAAAUGACAGGUGUCGAGAGAGAGGGUUGGAACGGGGGGAACAGUGAGCGCCCGGCGGCUGAAGGGGGGCUGGUCGACAGAACGAAUCGCUCGUGUUCUCGAGAGGAAGAAGGAGAAGUGGGAGGUGGAGGAGGGGAGGGUAGCACAGCGGAAGCAGCUGCGGAAAAAGAUGUGUUUGUGAGAGACGUGAGCGAUGGCACCACUGGUGCGCCGCUGCCAGCGAGGUCGAGCAGGUCCCGUGCAGGUGGUCGAUCUGGCAUCGAGCUUGUCGGCGGGACCCGGUUUGCGGAGAAGAUGGGCGGCCAGCUGGGCGGCUUGAGGGGGUUGUCCACUGCGUCAUCGGAGAGAGGUUGUCGGGACACGGUUCGAGGAGGAGGAGCAGGUGGAGACCAAGGAGGUGGAGGUGGUAGUGCUGAUCGUCAUGGAGGGCUGGCUGCUAUGUCGGUGCCUGACGCUGUGUUUGUAUGCUGGGAGGCAGGGGAUGCGAAUGCGCGGUUGGUGGCGGAGCGGCGGAAGGUGGCGGAGCGGCGGAAGGUGGCGGAGCGGCGGAAGGAGAGAGAUUCGACGGAGGAGAAGCUGAUGAAGAAGGAUCAACGGUUGACGUCAUCUUCUGGCGAUGGAGAACGAGGGAGGGGGAGGUGGCCGGUGACAGGGAGAGAGCUCUUUGGCCAUCCCCCGUUCAACGAGUCGAACUCCGAGCUGCAGCCACGUGUCGCAAGCAGCAGCGUGAUCCGAGGGGGGGAAGAUGAUGAACGGGGGAUCGUCGAGGAGAAGCAGCGCCAGGUUGUCACUCCUCCUCCCACGUCCGCCAAGACCGAGCGAGAGCAUCGCGUGGAUCGCGAUCCCGACUACCACGACAAGGAUGAGGCGACCACCUCUUGCUCGUCCCCGUUGAUCGCGCACGAUCGGCGGCUCUGCGCCUCCUAUGAGUUCUGGGACAAACCGACGAGGAGCAGCGGCAGCGAGCCACCGGCAGCAGCAGCAGAAGCACUCAGCGCUGCUGCUGCUCAUCACACUACUAUAGCUGAUAGCUCACUCGCGGAGACGACGGCGAUGGUGAUCUCUCCACCUAUGGGGGGAGGAGGAGGUAGCAACAGGUCAUCAUCUUGUGGGCUUGGGCUUGAUGUUCUUGUUGCGGCAGCAAAUGUGUCAGGAGAUAGAGUAGUAGAGGGGGGAGUAGGGGGAGGGGGAGGAGAUGUAGGAUCUUCCGCUUGCGUUUCGCCGUCAGCCACGGAGUCUUUGGCAGCAUUAUCGCAGCCCGCGUCGGGAUCUUCAAGGGAAGAAGGGAACCUUCACGGAGUAUUCCACGCGACGGGAGGUCAGGAUUACCACCAGCACAGAGUGCGUCGGGACGACAGCCUGGGGUCGGGAUCGCUAUCGUUCGCGAUGGCGAAGGCGCCGUCGUCUUCCCUGCAUCGGGUACUGCCAACACCACAGCUGUCGGUUCCAGCAUUACGCGACGAGUCGGGGGCGGACGGCCCGCUGUUUUCCGCCGCCGCCGCUGCCGCUGCCGCUCAGCAGCCAUUCUACGGGGCCGAUCGGCUUCUGUCGCCCGCUCGAGCACCGGCCUCCUGUCCAUCUGAAGCGGUAGGAGGAGGAAGAAGGGGAAGGGGGGGAGUAGAGUCGUUAUCGUUGUCGGAGAUGGCAAGCGAUGGCGAUCGUGCUCCGCUGGCGGCAAGCAUGAUGAGGACGGACAUGGCGGCGCCUCCGCCUUCCUCCUCCGCCUCCUCUCAUCUCCCAUCGCAGCAGCAAAUGAUAACUGCCGUCAGAUUCACUGGCCACAAUCCUCCUCCUCCUCCUCCUGCUCCCCCUCCUCCUCCUCCUUCUUCUCCUCCGCUGCACUGGCACCUGCCUCCUCCUAAUCAAUGGGCGCCGUCUUCCAGUGAUCGCCACCAUGGUCAGCCAGGCAGUGUUGCCGUCAACGCCUUCGAUCAUUCAGCGCGCUCGUUGGGUCGAGCGCAAGAGAAGGGGAUCCCGACGGAGUGUGGCGGCUCAUGCGACGGCAGAGGUGGGAGCUGGCAAUCUCGCUCCCGCACGAGCAGCUGCGAUCAUCUCGACAGCGCCGGCCCUGCGGCAGCGGCCGGCGCGCAGUGCCUCCUCGCGGGGCAGAGGGAGCAGAGGGAGAGUCCUGCGCUUCUCCACUUGCGUACCUCCUCCGCUCCAAUCACUGUUUCUGUUUGCGGCGGCUCAUCGUCGUCCUCGUCGUCAUCAGCUUUGGAUAUGGCGGGAGCUGUCUCCAUCGCAUCGGCAAGGAACGGAUUUGACUUUGUCCGUCAACAUCAUCAGCGGCUCUCCUACGAGAGAGCAGCAGAUGAGGGAAGCGCGAUGGGAGGGCGAAGGGGGCCGAUGUCGAGGGUAGACGAGAGUGGCGGCGGCGCGGGGGGAGGAGGGGACGAAGCCAGCGCAGCGAGCGCAGCGAGCGCAGCCAGCGCAGUCAGCGCAGCAGGAGCAUCCGGCGCAAACGCAGCCCGUUCUGUGGGGCAGCGGUACGGUGGUGCGCGCGGUCCUCCCGCCGCUUCGCAAACCUGUGGCGUUUCUUCCGCUGACGCGGAGACUCUUCUGGGCGCACUUCGAGCUCCCGCCGUGCCGGCAGCGAUGGUUGUCUCGACGUCGGAACGCUAUCCGGGAGCAGCUGGAGGAGGGGGAGGAGGGGGAGGAGGGGCAGUUGGAUUGCCUGCGGCGCGGGUUGGGUGGGGAGUAAUGCCGAUCUCGCAGCUGCAUUCACGCUCGCAUGCGUUCCCCUUGGGGAUGUCGGCGGCAGGAGGGGGAAGCGCAACUGUUACAGCGGAAACAUCGACACCGACGUCGCGGGACAUCUUCUCCCCGCCUCGCGCUGCUUCGGCGGAAGCUGGCGGCGCGAUCCCUUCUUCUUCUUCUCUAACCUCGUCGCCCUCGCCGUCUUCCUCCCCCGCGCAUCGUUAUCGACCGAAAGGCGCGGCUUCGAUCCCUCCGACUCCUGCCAUCGCCACGCGGGUUCCUUUCAUCGGCGCUGCUGCGGAGGAAGAGGAGAGCCGCCGCGGCCAUCGUGUUGUCACAGCAAGCUGUGCGACGGCGGCAGCGACACCGUUUUCGCCGCCGUCGCCGGCUGUCGCGCACUUUCGCUCAGCGGUAUCUCUGGGAGCUGCGCACCUGUAUGAGCGGCCAUCGAUGGGAGGCGCGGAGCGUGCAACUGCCCUCUCGCCAGCGUCAACCGGCGGAGGAGGGGGAGGAGGGGGAAGAAGCGCAGGCGGCGGACAUUGCUUAGGCGUAGGAACGGGGUUGCACACGGGGGGUCGGGGCCUCCAAGGAGCACCCGGACCACCAGCAGCGGGAGGGGCUACUGGAGCUAUGGCUAUGGCGGCUGCUGCUUCCUCUCCUUCUCCUCGCACCUCGUUGUCGAAGAUCAACACGAGUUCUGGCUGCGCGAUCAGCGCGGGCAGGCGCAGCUUGCUCAGUGAGGAAGAACUCAGACGGAUCGGUUACAUUCCUGCCAAUCCCGAGGCGUCGCCGGUAAGAGGGCCGCCGUCAUCAUCCUCUCGAGCAAUCCCGAUCCCGGCCGCAUCGAUGACGGCGGCUGCUUCGUCUGCAAUCUGUGGUCCCAAUCGUUUCUUAUCGUCAUCUCUCAUCGAUGCUCAACUCGGCGGAGCUGUACGUGCUGCGCAAGCGAUGGCGAACGACAACAACAAGAGCGGCGGCAUCGGCAGUGCUGCUGCUGCUGCUGCUGCUGCUGCUGCCUACGGGAGGCUCUCCCAGCCAUCGAUGACGGCGGGCUUUUGCCCAUCUUCGCCGCCUGCCGUCGGGGGUGAUCGGGACCUGUCGCCCCUCGGGCAGCAGGUCAGGCUGCACACUCACACCGGCACGGCCCCGGGGGCGCCCGUGCCGUCGUUCUCUUGCUCGACCAGAGGAGGCGGAAUCCCGUUGACGUCAUCAAUUCAAGCUGCCUCCGCGAGAGAUCACCAGCAGGCAGCGGGCGAAGGUUCAGCAGGAACGCCGCUGCCGCCAUCGCCGUCAUCGUCGGUCCAGACCCUCCGGUCAAUGGAGUAUCACCAGGGCUUGAUGCUCAGCAGCAGGUCCGCAGGAGGCUCGGCAGGAGGGUAUUCAGACAAGGCAGGAAGAGAGACUCAGCAGCAGCGGAAAGUGCUCUCGGUGCAGGAGGAGAGAUCACAACGGGGAGGGGGAGGGGGGGAAGGGGGGGGAGGAGGGGGAGGAGGGGGAGGAGGGGCGAAAGGAGAGGGAGGCGCCAUUGAGCAGCAACAGCGAGGAGGCUCCAUCGCGCAGCUUCGAGGGGAUUGGCGGGAGAAGGAUCUGAUCGUGAUCGACGAUGAUGACGAGACGGAGCCGCCGAAGAAGACACGGGAGGUCGGGUUCCCGCUGACUUCGGCAGUCAAGGAAGGUGGACGGUCAACUGCUGGGGGGGCUAGCGGAGUCUCGACAUGUGCAGCAGGAGGAGGAGGAGGAGGAGGAGGAGGGAUGGUAAGGACGGGCGUCGUCGUCAGGACCUCGGAUUACAGCCAGGGGAUAGUGCCGGGAUCGGGGCCGUCGACGGGUCUGACUUCCGCUGGCCCCUGGAGCUUCGCCAAGGACCGAUCAUCGAUCAGCACAACGGAGUUUGAAAGAUAUAGAAUCACUCAAUUACCCCAUCCUCAAUCGGGAUUAGCAGAAGGAGCGCGAGGAAUGGCAGAAGCAGGGAGGACAGCGGCAGCAGCAGCAGCAGCAGGAGGAGGAGGAGGAGGAGGAGGAGCAGGACGUAACGAUGGCGAAGUAUCGGUAUCGGGAUCUUUAGGCCGGUUGAUGCUGGACACAAUCUUGUCUGGCCGAGUGGGGUUCGAAGCGUCGAGAUCAGGCAGGAUUGAUGACAGCCCCUCGGCCGGACCGUCUCACCUGCCUGCCAACCAUCUACGAAGAGAGGUAGGAGAAGGAGGUGGAGCUGGAGCUGCAGGAGGAGGAGGAGGAGGAGGAGGAGAAGGAAGAGGAGGGGGAGGGGGAGGGGGAAUUUCGCAUAUUAAUUCAUUGUCAUCCCCUCGCCCAUGUGCUACUGUCAUCAAGGCCGCAAGUACUAGCCGCGUAGCUACGGGACUGGACACUGACCGAGGCACUCGACCAGCUCGAGCAGGCACACCGCCAAGUGUGGUUGGUCAUCAUUGGACGCCUACCUCCGAAGUGAUUGGUCAUUCACCGUUGAUUACCACAUCAUCUUCUGAUUGCCGCUGGCUGUCCACCGACAGAUCCUUCUCAGCAAGAUCACCGUCAGCAGCAGCCUCGGUCGCAGGCGAAGCAGCCUUGCCUAGCGGUACGUCGCUGAUGGCAGGCCUGCCAGUGGCAGCCGGACCAUCUGCAACUCCAAAUGCAGCAGGGAUAGCGGCCGAGGUGAUCCCAGUGUGGACCUCCACAGGGGGAAGGAGGGGAGGGGCAGGAGGAAGAAUCUCCGGCGCAGGAGGAGGAGCAAGAGACUCGCCCACGCCUUUCUCUUCGUCCGCUUCUUCUUAUUCCAAACGAGCAGUAUUUAUGGCCGCUCAGGAGACGGGGAUGCUGCCAUCGCCAUCGCCAUCGCCGCUUCAUCCACCGACCGGUCCGUGCAGCAGCAAUCGCUCCUCUUCAGCGGCGGCGGCCAACGACUUGUCGAACGACCACCAUCAGAGGUCGUUGGGUCACACGAUUACCACCCCAGGCGGAGCUGGAAAGUACUUGUGGGGACCACCACCUUCCGGACUCUCUCUCCCCUUCUCUACUCCGACCUUAUCUAACACGACCGCGGCGGGAGGAAGAACGACUCAGAGAGAAGGUCGGGAUCUCGUCGAUGUGCCGCGAAUGAUCUGGCACGCUGCACCGGGAGCAGGAGGCGAGCGCAGCAGGCACAGCGGUUGGGUGCAAUCUGUUCACGCGGCGGACGUCGGGAUCGCAAGCGGGUCUGUGAUCGAGACUCGUAGAUUGAUUGGUUCAGUAACAGCGCCUGCCUCGGCGAGCAUGGAGUGGUUUGAUCACUUUGUCUCGAUGGGUGCGACGGGAUCGCAAGCCGGGUCGAUGGAGAUGGCGAGCCGGGCUUCCAUGUUUCGGCCACGACCGGGGGAAGAUGGAUGUUCGUCUUCUUCCACGGCAGCUUUGAUGGGCAACUGCGCGCCGACGAUGAGGAAUCACGACACAGCUACCCCAGGGAGCUCAUCGGGUGGAUACGGCGGGGGGCUAGGGCAGUGGUGGGGCCCACACCAGCAGCAGCGAACGCAGGGGCAGGUACGACAAGCGGAAGGGGAGGGGGAGGGGGAAGGACACGCGCGCCGCUGGGGGAGAGCAGCCACAUCGAUGGCGACCGCAGGGGGGGUUGGUUUCCCCCGUGACCUAAGCGUCGAUGUUUCUUCCUACCCAGCAGCGGCCGCGGCAGCAGGCGGAGGUCCAGGAGGAGGAGGAGGAGGAGGAGGAGGAGGAGGACGGGGGUCGAUCCUGGAUAUGGUUCUCUCCGACAUGUUUACGGAUGUGCUGCCGUCUCGAUUCGGGCUGAGUCCUGGCGGGCAUACUACAGCGUCAGCCACUGGGCGGCCAGUCUCUGGUCCCGAUCUCGUUCCUCCUGGUCUGGCCUCUUGUUCCGACGGGCCACAUCAUUGCAUGGGAUUGCCGUUGUGUUCGGCGGGUGCUCGGGGCACAGUCGGGGGGGGAGUGGGAGGCCUCCUCGGUAUCCCGACAGAGUUGACCGCAGUGGGAGGAGAGUCCAUCGAGUCGCUCAACUGCGGACCCACCCGAGUCGUUGCCGUCCCUCUGCGGCAGCCCAGCGCUGUCUGUCGGGAUCGGGACGACGCCGUGCUGAUGGCUCAUCGGAGGGCCAAGGACGAAGUCGAGGGGGGCUCGACCUCCUCCUCCUCGGGCUCGGGCGCGAGGAUCGCCUUGGCUAUGGUGGGCAUGAUUGGUCAGAAGAGCCAAGCAGCACAACAGCCUGGCGGGGGGGGGGCGCCUAACGGGCACUUCAUGUCCCAAUCCCGACCUGCAGCACCCGCGGUCGAGACCGUAUCCAGAAAGGAUGGUCGGGAUAGCAGCUCCACUUCGGCGUCAGCCAGCGUGCACCAGCACCUCGCCUCUCUUCAGGCUCUCCUACCUCAUCUGGAUCUCAACAAGACCUUCAACACAGUAAGGUAAGGACGACAACGGAAAUUCGCCAUC
Chara braunii is the source of this 18952-nucleotide messenger RNA. NCBI's taxonomy places the organism in Eukaryota, Viridiplantae, Streptophyta, Charophyceae, Charales, Characeae. The record is from the annotation of a GenBank genome assembly.